CCGAGCCGGGGGCCGCCGCCACCCGGCGCGGCCGCUCCAGGCAGCGGGGCGCUGCGGCCCUUUAAGGCUCCGGUUGGCUGUCCCGGAAGCCGCCUGACGUGGCAGCUCGCGGGAUUCCUUCCGCUCAGUGACGUCACUUCAGGCCGAAGGGGCGCUGCGCGUGCGCCCCGCGUCGUGCGCGCGCCCGGCUGCGCUGAGGGUGGUGAGGCGGCGGGGCCGCGCGCAGCCGGGAGGAGCGGCCGUGAGACCCGGGCUGGUGUGACCUGGUGUUCUGAUCUCGGAACGCACAAAAUGAAAACGCCUGUGCCCGAUAAAAGCCUCUGAGUGAGGACGAGGCCCAAGGGGCGCUGUGCUGUCAUGCCCUUAAGCGACGGCCGUGGCCGUCGGACCAGCGGCAGGUGCAGGCGGGGACACCUUCCCUGGGCCAGGCAGGUGGCACACACGCCCUGCCACAGAACUGCCGGAUUGGAGCUCUCUUCAGUGCUCUCUCAAAUGAGAGGAAUUGCUUUUUCCCCUCUCUGACUGUGGAAAUAACUGUGUUCUGAUAGUAUCAUGACGAACAUGGUGAAGGGUCUGGAGGGGAAGCCAUUUGAGGAGUACCUGAGGCCACUUGGCUUGUUCAGCCUGGAGGAGACUGAAGUCAGACAGCAUUGUGGUCUUGGAGCUUCCUCAUCAAGGCCAGUGGAGAUGCAGACAUUGAUCUCUGUUCCGGUGACCAGGGAUGGGACUCAAGGGAAUAGCUGAAGUUGUGUCAGGGGAAGUUUAGGUUGGAUGUAAGGAAAACGUUCUUCUCCAGAAGGUGGUUGGGCACUGAAGAGGGUCCCCAAGGAAGUGAUCACAGCCUCAAGCCUGACAGAGCUCAAGGAAUGUUUGGACAGGGCUCUCAGGCACAUGGUGGGAUUCUUGGGGCUGUCCUGUGUAGGACUAGGAGCUGGACUCAGUGAUUUCUGUGGGUCAUUUACAACUAAGGAUUUUUUGAUUCUGUUCCCUUUCUUUCAGCAAUAUUAGUGAGGGCAGUGUCAGUAGUGCAGUUGACCAGUCUUGUACAGCUGUCCCUACAAAUCCUGUGGUAACUGAUGUGACCUGGUAGGACUGCAUAAAGAAAUCUUUAGCAAUUCUAACCACUUUAGUAUGAAGAUUAAACUACCACUACUCAAGACGGGAAGAAAUGCAGCCAAUUAGUAGUUUAUAGGAUGAAGUUAUGCUAAUGGAAAGUUCCUUGAGCUGGUAUUACAUAAAUCAUGCUGCUGAUUUUUCCAAGCCUGCUCUUAGGAUUUGCUGCAUGCUGUUCACUUGGAGAGAAGGGCCUGUUGGGGAAUUCCUGACUACUGGGAAUACAUCAGAUGUAAUACAGGCUGCAAAUGGGAGCUUGAAAAUCGCAUCAGGGUGCCCAGGAGUGAGUGAGGAUUUCUCUGGCCAGAACAGGAGGAUGCAUGGCACAUUCUUGUAGCUGGCCAGUGUAUGGAGCAGGACUCUGGCUAAAGAUAAUACCUUCGUAAUCCGCGGCCAAAACGAGCCCCCGUGAGGAGCCACUGCGCAGCGCGGAGCCGCGGAUUGUCUCGCUCGGUCCCGGGGGAAUUUCGCUGCGCGCUCCAGCAGGGGGAGCGAGUCCCGACCGGGCGUGUCCGACCGGCCCGCGACAGAUGGACAGCACGGCGUGGACUUGGGCUCCGGCUGCGAGGGACCCGGCUCGGGGCAGAAAGCAGCCUUUUAUAGCCGGCACGCCGGCGCUGCGCCUCACACCUACACGCUCCGCUGCCGAGCACAGCGCCGCUGCCGCGACCCGCACCGCGCACCGCGCCCGCCGCUGCCCAUGGCGCCGCUGCCCCCGCUGCUGCUGCUGCUGCUGCUGCUGCCCGCGGCCGUUUAUAAAGGUGCUUCUGGGGAAGGCCGUUUGAGAAAUCGAAGAGGAAUUCUGGAAUUAGCCGGAGCCAUCAGAUGCACCACAGGGCGCUCUCCUUUUGCCUACCUGCGCUAUGGAUGCUACUGUGGCCUGGGAGGGAAAGGAUGGCCCAAGGACAGAGUAGACUGGUGCUGCUUUCACCACGACUGCUGCUACGGGAGGGCAGAACAAGCAGGGUGUCAGCCAAAGACUGAGAGCUACCACUGGGAAUGCAGAGACAACUCUGCCGUGUGUGACUCACUAGAAGAUAAAUGUCAAAAAAUGGCAUGUGAAUGUGACCGUGAAGCUGCCAAAUGUUUUUCUAAAGCUCCCUACCACAGAAAAUACCUUUUGUGGCCAGACUUUAUGUGUGGUGAGAUUCAGCCUUUGUGUAGGUAUUAGAUACAUGACUCUUGUAUAUAUUUAAAUCUAAAAUGACUUUUUUUUUGGCCACAGUAAUGACAACAAAUGAUUUUCCCCUUUCUUGAUAAUCCUUCAUUUCACCUCAGCCUCACCACCCCAAAAUGACCAAAGUAAACAUUUUUCCUCUUAUCUACCUUCUCCCAUGCACUUUUAUUAACUCAAUAGAAAGCUGAGUUUAUCACCUUAAGGAGUAACUGACAAUGUUAAUUUUUGUUUAUAUUCAGAUUCACAGAUUUUUCAGAUUGAUAAUAUCAUUCACUGUGAACUUUUUAUCCCCCCUCCACUGGCUGUAAGAUACAAAUCAAACUUCUCCACUAACAAAUCUUAGCAUUUGUUCACUUUGAACUGACUGGGAAAAGUGCAUGAAGUUACAGUGUCAGCACAAAGAACCCUCUCAUCUACAUUAAACACUUAUUACAAAGCCUAA
Prinia subflava (tawny-flanked prinia) is the source of this 2732-nucleotide messenger RNA. It is a transcript of the gene PLA2G10, whose product is annotated as phospholipase A2 group X. Bases 1814 to 2284 code for a protein of 156 amino acids. The transcript is spliced from 8 exons. Lineage: Eukaryota; Metazoa; Chordata; Aves; Passeriformes; Cisticolidae. Gene Ontology annotation, biological process: lipid catabolic process; phospholipid metabolic process; arachidonate secretion. The record is from RefSeq and is a predicted model, not a curated record. Gene Ontology annotation, molecular function: calcium ion binding; phospholipid binding.